Messenger RNA from Pogoniulus pusillus (Red-fronted tinkerbird), 2219 nucleotides. It is a transcript of the gene AADAT, whose product is annotated as aminoadipate aminotransferase. Bases 85 to 1362 code for a protein of 425 amino acids. Gene Ontology annotation, molecular function: L-kynurenine:2-oxoglutarate transaminase activity; pyridoxal phosphate binding. Gene Ontology annotation, biological process: biosynthetic process. The transcript is spliced from 14 exons. The record is from RefSeq and is a predicted model, not a curated record. NCBI's taxonomy places the organism in Eukaryota, Metazoa, Chordata, Aves, Piciformes, Lybiidae.
CUGCCGCGGCCAGGACGGGAAGGCGGUCGUGUCAGGCUGCGGCAGUCGGGGCGGGCCUGGGCGCUCCGUCUCGACCUAGAAGAUAUGAAUUACUCUCGAUUCAUCACCGCUCUGAGUGCAUCAAGAAAAGCAUCUCCAAUAAGACUCCUGACUGAACUGAUGCAGAAGUCUCCCCCAUCUCUCAUCUCUCUGGCUGGAGGGGCACCAAACCCUAACCUUUUUCCAUUUAAGAAGGUUACUGUUGCCAUUGGACAUGGAACUGAUGUUGAAAUUGGGGAAGAUCUGAUGAAGAGAGCUCUCCAGUACUCGGCCUCAGCAGGGAUUCCAGAACUAUUGUCUUGGCUUAAGGGUUUCCAGCAGCGUCUACAUAAUCCUCCCACAGCCAACUACAGUCCUGAGCAAGGACGAAUGGAAAUGUGUAUCACAACAGGAAGCCAGGAAGGAUUGUGUAAAGUGUUUGAAAUGCUUAUUAAUCCUGGGGACAACAUCCUUUUGGAUGCACCAACAUACUCUGGUACACUAGCAGCUCUGAGACCUUUGGGUUGUAACAUCAUCAAUGUUCCUAGUGACCAACAUGGCAUUAUUCCAAAAGCUCUAAAGGAAAUACUAUCUACUUGGAGCGCAGAAGACGUAAAAAAUGGUAGCCACAACCUCCCCAAGUUUCUGUACACCAUUCCAAAUGGAUGCAACCCAACUGGAAACUCUUUAACGGCAGAGCGCAAGAAGGAGAUUUACCAGCUUGCAAGAAAGUAUGAUUUCCUCAUAAUCGAAGACGAUCCUUACUACUUUCUUCAAUUUGAAAAGCCAUGGGCUCCAACAUUCCUCUCAAUGGAUGUGGAUGGUCGAGUUAUCAGGACUGACUCUUUCUCUAAAAUCCUGUCAUCUGGGUUAAGAAUAGGUUUUCUGACAGGUCCCAAACCUCUCAUCGACAGAGUUAUUCUACACAUUCAGGUUUCAACCAUGCACACCAGCACAUUCACACAGAUGCUGGUGUCACAACUACUUCAGCAAUGGGGAGAAAAGGGUUUCUUGGAGCAUAUAGACAGAGUGGUGGAGUUCUACAGGACCCAGCGGGAUGCAAUGCUCGUUGCUGCUCACAGGUGGUUAAAAGACCUGGCAGAAUGGUACUCUCCUGCUGCUGGCAUGUUCUUAUGGAUCAAGAUUAAGGGCAUUUCCGAUACCCAGCAGCUGAUCAUGGAAAAAGCUUUGCAAAAAGAAGUGUUACUGGUCCCUGGUGGAGCAUUCAAUAUUGACAGUUCAGAGCCAAGUUCUUACGUCAGAGCCUCUUUCUCUCUGUGUACUCCAGCCCAGAUGGAUCUGGCCUUCGAGAGACUGGCUGGCCUUAUAAAAGAGUCUUUGUGAAAAAGCUAAAUGGAGCUCUUGCAGCAAUCAAAAUAGUCUCCAGAAAAUAGUAACACUUGGAUUUCAUCAAAACAGUUGAAAAGCAAGCACAAUAAAGUGAAUAUUUCCUUAGAUCAUUUCAGCUAAAAAAAAAGUAGUUAAAAAAAGCAAAAAACAGUUUCCCUCGUUUGUUUUAUGACAGGCCAUUUCAUUACUAGAUUUAUUCCAAUUCAGCAACAUCUUAAAUACCCAAACCCAAAAUGUUCUUUUUCCCAUCAAAUCCAUGGGUUUUUUAGAUUUGAAUUUAUUUUUGUUCUGGGUUUUGUUUUUCAUUUGAGGUGGGAAACAGGGAAAUUGGUUACUUAGAAGUUGCACUUGAGGUGGUCUUCUCCACUGUUACUUAAUCCCAACUGAUACAUUCCUCCAAAACUUCAUGUUGGAAUUGAUUUUGUGUCACUUGCCUUCAUAUCCUGCUGUGUGGCAUCUGGUUUGGAAGAUCUGAAAGUGAGUAUUUUCAUAAAAGUUUUGUGAGAUAAAACUGAUAAAAGAUUGUAAAAAAUUGAAACUGAUCCACUAAAAUUAGGCUGUGAUUACAGAUCAAACUGUUUGGCCUAAGGCCCCUUGCACAUCUUCUGCUAUGUACAAGGUUGUCUGGUUGCUGGCUUCCACUUCAUUCUUGAAUAAUUACUGUGUACCUGUGUUAGGAAAAUCUUUGGUUUGCAGAGGCAUAUGGAUGUGGUAGAACUGCUCUCUGCUCUUAGUUAAUCAGCCACAUGUGGCUUUGAACACAGCAUAGGUAAAUUAACAUAGUAGAAUGUACACUACGCUGACACAAAUGUGCAAAGCAAGCAAAAUAAAAAAUAAAUGUUCUAAUCUCU